AUGGCUCAACUUCCCACCACCAUGCGCUCACUUAUAGCGCCCACGCCGUGCAAGCCCAAGGAUUACGAUGUUGUCAAUCUGCCAGUGCCUGUGAUCCAGAAACCGGAUGAGAUUCUCAUCAAAGUCCACGCGGCAGGUUUCAUGACGGGCGACUCACUGGUUGCUGCCGGGAGCUUGAAUUUCUUGCUCAAGAACAAGUAUCCCAUCAAGCUAGGCGUCGGAGGCGCCGGUGUUGUGGUCGCUGUUGGGUCUGCCGUCACCAAGUUUCAACCCGGCGACGCCGUGUACGGCGGCGCCAUGAGCCAGCCCAUGACCCUCUCCCCGCCUCCGGGCUUCUGUUCCGAGUACUGCAUCGGGCGCGAACGCUAUCUCCUGCCCAAACCCCCAGGCGUCUCGUUCGAGGAGGCCGCGGGCUUGCUGGGCAACACCCUCACGGCGGUCGAGUCCCUCGAGCUCGGCGCGGCGCUCCUGUCCGAGCGUAGCGGCCGGUCCCUCGAGGGGGCCACGGUCUUGGUCCCGGGCGCGCUGAGCGCCACGGGUCACGUCGCCCUGCAGCUGCUGCGCAACGUGUACGGGGCCGGGCGCAUCGUCACGACGGCGUCGACGGCCAAGGUGCCCCUCGUCGAGGAGCGCCUCGGGUCCGGCAUCGUGGACCAGGUGGUCGACUACACGGCGACGCCGCGCCUGACCGACGUCGUACCCGCGGGUUCCGUUGAUUUUGCCUAUAAUACGCAAUUCACCGCGCUCACGACCCUCGUACCGCUCCUUAGGCCUGAUACCGGUGUCAUUGUGUCCGUUGCCAGCAUGUUCCCAUCGCGGAUCCUGAAGCUGAAUUUUCCAUCGUUGCCGUUUUGGUUGGGCUGGGCGGCCGACCUGGUGAAUCUGUGGUAUCACUACUGGAUGCUCCGGGGUACUAAUGUUGUGCUGGACCAAGUUUCCGGUAGUCUAGAGAAGCCGGAGAUUGUGAAAAAGACUGCCGACGUGAUUGCCCAGAAGAAAGUCAGAUGUGUCAUGAGGGUUGUGCCUUUAAGUGAUCUCGACGCUCUAAGAAAGGAAUGCGAACAGGUAUAUACGGGUAAAGGCGGUAUUGGUAGUCUUGUAAUCAAAAUGGUGUAG
Pestalotiopsis fici W106-1 is the source of this 1116-nucleotide messenger RNA. RefSeq lists its product as uncharacterized. Lineage: Eukaryota; Fungi; Ascomycota; Sordariomycetes; Amphisphaeriales; Sporocadaceae. Gene Ontology annotation, molecular function: oxidoreductase activity. Bases 1 to 1116 code for a protein of 371 amino acids. The transcript has 2 exons. The record is from RefSeq and is a predicted model, not a curated record.